AUGUCGUUGACGCGCGUGUCUUUUACAACGAUCAUAUUCUCUUACGGCAAGUCAAAGCCGUGCGAACAAAUCUUUUGCAUUGUGCGCGUUAGAAAUAAUUAUGUGUCAACUUCAUUAUUUCUCAUAGCCUGUUCAUAUCUAUCAUACUCUAUUGAUAAGCAUCUAUCUAUCUAUCUAUCUAUCUAUCUAUCUAUCUAUCUAUCUAUCAUCUAUCUAUCAUACCCUGUUCACAUCUAUCUAUCAUAUCCUGUUACUGUCUAUCAUACACUGUUCAUAUCUAUCUAUCUAUCUAUCUAUCUAUCUAUCUAUCUAUCUAUCUAUCUAUCUAGCCUUAUCUAUCUAUCUAUCUAUAUAUCUAUCUAUCUAUCUAUCAUAUCCUGUUCACAUCUAUCUAUCAUAUCCUUCUGUUCAUAUCUAUCUAUCAUAUCCUGUUCCUAUCUAUCAUACGCUGUUCAUAUCUAUCUAUCUAUCUAUCUAUCUAUCUAUCUAUCUAUCUAA
Molecule: messenger RNA, 498 nt
Organism: Acanthosepion pharaonis
Lineage: Eukaryota; Metazoa; Mollusca; Cephalopoda; Sepiida; Sepiidae
Source: the annotation of a GenBank genome assembly